This is a messenger RNA of Oreochromis aureus, 3315 nucleotides long. RefSeq lists its product as uncharacterized. The record is from RefSeq and is a predicted model, not a curated record. The transcript has 9 exons. The coding region runs from base 865 to 2838 and encodes 657 amino acids. NCBI's taxonomy places the organism in Eukaryota, Metazoa, Chordata, Actinopteri, Cichliformes, Cichlidae.
AAUUUUAAGACACCUCUGCCUAACUACAGUGAACUAACCAGAAGUCUCGGAAUAUGCUCUGGUGGUCAUUUUACACAAGUUCAGGUGUCACAUCCAUGAAACCUACACCACUAACCAGCAUCAGUCCUACAACUUCACUCUCAAAUAUAAUAAAUUCUGGGACAAGCAGAAACUGUAUUUUUAGCGGUGCAUUUUGUGGCAGGCCAGACUGCUAUAAAGUGCACUCUCCUUGUAGCACCACUUCAUCUUGGUUCAGAAGAGAUGUCCUGGAUAUACGUGAUAAUGUAACACGUGUGUUUUUGUUUGUUCAUGUUUAGCGCGUUGGGUUGUGUUUUGAAAGCGAAUGUUACGUUUUUAAAGCGUGUUAUGCGACAGGUGUGUGUAGCACUUGUUACACAUCUCAAUGGGGGAGCCACACCUUUACCUGACGUACAACGUGACGUAUGGCGCACACUUUCAAAACAACAAUGGCGAAUAGAAGAUAUUGAUCGAGGCGGUUAAUGCUCCUUUCGCUGGUUGCCAACCACCAUUAAAUAACAACAAGAAGAAAAUAUUGAUCUGCUUUUCUUAGUUUUGCACGCUUAAGACGCGAUUCAGACUCAAACAAAGCUGCAAAGCAGGAGAACAACAUGACCAUCAACUGUUCUGUGCCACAGUCCCAGUUUGCUGCAGCACAUAGAGAUGAUGAGAUGGUGGAAGAACAACAGAGACAAUUUACGGACCGUUAAGAUGUGCAACUUAGAAGUAGUCAGAGGUAACUGGAUGGAGUUCAGUCAGGUUAAAUGCACGGUUGAUUGGAUUAUAUCUGAAGAUCGUAUGCUAUUCGUGACAACUCUGCUAGACUCCAAAUUUCUCAUCCAAUAAAUGCGGGAGUAUCUCAAAGUAAAUGAAACAUCUAAACUUAACACUUUUUCCCUAAAACGGACUGACAUGGGAAACAUUAAAGUUGGAUUGACACCAGCUAAUCAGUCUGAAGGAAUCACAGAACCAGAAGGGAGACCACUGAGGAGGAGUUCUGUAAGUUCACUGGUGACCUCAGCUGUCAAGUUCCUGGAUGUGGUUCAAAUCAUUGGAGAAGCAAGUGAUUAUAAUCAUCAUCUUUACAACGCUGUCAUUCAAGAAGCUGUGGCAAAAGCCGGCUGCACUAAUCAGACCACUUUGGAUGUGUCAGCAGUUGUCUACAAAGGGAUGGAGAUUGAAGAGGAACUCACAAGCCUCCUGCCGACACUAGACAGAGAGAAAAUAAUCUGCAUUGUAGAACAUCUGACGGACGUUAUCGGCGUACAACAAAAAAGUGACCUUUUGUUUGUGGAGGCGGAAGAUCUCAAACCCUUUCUCACACCAAUUCAAAUACGUAAACUACUUCUUGCAUUUAAAGGAGAUGGCAACAGACCAGAGAACCUGAAUGACACCAUUACUCUGGAGCCAUGCCCUGCUGCAUCAGCUGAGACAUCAAGCCAUCCACCUCACCCCUCCUCCUCCACGUCCACCACUAUGUACAACCAUUACUCCAGCUCUUGGGUCUCACACUUACAGAUUCCUUGGGAAAGAUUUCCACUCCGACUGUCGCAUGCAAUCACAAGAGGAGACAGAGCUCAUCCAGAGGACAGGAGAAGUAUGGUCAGAAUUGUUGUGGAGGCCAUGCAAGUUCACUGCAGGAACCCUAAACGUGCAUCUUGUGAAGAAGUUGCUAAAAUCAUUGUAAACAGAUACCCUCAGACAUUUGCAGAUUUUACUGACAAGGGAGAAAGACUGGGUUGUGGACAUUAUUCACUACUAAGAAGCAUCAAAUCUAGAGUUGAACAUGUUAAUCGAGAUAAUACAACACAUAGACUUCGUCAAACAAAGAGAACCAGGAAUGAGGAAGACUGCAGUCCCAACAGUAGUGCAACCUCACCUAAAAAAGUUAGAUGCCUUGUUGAUAGCUAUGGUUGUAUAAAUUGGCAGCCAGUUGACCUUCCUGAGGGGGAAACGCCAGCUUCUUUAGAGGAAAAGAAGCACAUCUUGUUAACAGUUUUUAAUUCAGAAGGACCUGGAGCUGUGGAGAGACCUGAUGUGGAUGACUUCAUGUGCCUCACAUAUAUUUCUCAGCGGCAGCUUAUCAACAGUUGUCCCUCACUUUCAGUAGCUGAAAUUCAGGAGCAGUGGCCAUUCUUAUUUACUCGGAAAGGUCUUUCGAACCACUUUUACAAACUCACAGGCAUCGAUAUCAGUGGGCGCUUAGGUCAGGCCCUCAUAACCAAAGGCAGAAGGAUUAUUAACUAUUUCUCCAGCCAGAAGCUCAAAUGGAACCUUGGUAUAAGGACACUCAUCCAGCAGAUAGAAAGUGAGGGAGUUUUGACCAACAACAAGGUUGGCACAGCAGCCAUACUUCUCAUGAUGAAGUAUUACAAGGAAGAUGAAGACUCCCUCUUUGUCUUAGCAGAUGAAACAUCUACCAGGAUGUCCCUUGAAGCAGAGAGCAACCUGCCAAUCACUCCAAGGCUGAUUAUGCUUGGACAAAGUUUAAUGACCACCACCUGCUGGAUGGUGAGUGCAGAGGGGCGUGUAAUUGUUGAGCUGGACAAAGAGAACACCUUUGCUGAUGCGAUGUCAGUCUUCUUUGGUUCAUUCUAUGUAUUGAACCUGGAAUACCAGGAGUCAGCGUGUGCAACAUUGGAACUAAUUCAGAGGUUUUUUGUAAGGAUAAACCCUGAAGAGGGAACAAAAUGUACCUCCAAGGUUGGGACAAGCAGAAGGACUGGGACCAUUGUGAAGCGAAAGGUUGUUCACAUUAACCCUCAUGUCACAACUUUCCUCCAGCGGCUUACUGAAUUUGAGUGGAAAACUUCAAAUUAGAUGAUCCAUGGCCCAUGCUUUCUGGACAUUUACACAAGACGAACAACAAUGAAGACGAGCUCUCUCGCCAUCUUGCAAGACGCUGUCUCUGUCCAAUAGGUUUUUUUGAGUGCAACAGUUUUGAUUUUUUUUUCCUCCUUUUACCCGUUUGUUGAAAAUUAUUUCAGCUACUUACACUUUAAUUGUCACAUGUAUUGGCUCACCCUACAAAUCAAUGAACUCAGUCCACAAAGCAAGAUCAGGGUUCAGUGCAGGUCAGUCAAGUUCCUUCACACCACACAUGCUCAUCCAUUUCCUUGUGGACCCUGUUUUGUGCAUUGAUUUGGUGGUGUGAGCCAGUAUUUUGGUUAAAGUGUAUAUAAAAGGUGGGGCUUGAUAUUAUAUUCAUUACAAUUCAGUUUAUUUGUAUGGUGCCAACAAAAUGACUGCCAAGGCACUUCACAUUGUAGGUUUAAGACCCUACAAAAUAUAACUGAG